Messenger RNA from Erigeron canadensis, 3405 nucleotides. Its product is annotated as protein SPA1-RELATED 2-like. Bases 178 to 3189 code for a protein of 1003 amino acids. Gene Ontology annotation, biological process: photomorphogenesis. The transcript has 8 exons. Gene Ontology annotation, molecular function: protein binding. The record is from RefSeq and is a predicted model, not a curated record. Lineage: Eukaryota; Viridiplantae; Streptophyta; Magnoliopsida; Asterales; Asteraceae.
ACUUCUUCUUCUGUAAAAAAUAUAUGUAUAUAUAUUAUUAAAACAAAACCUCUCAAAAAUUGGAUUUUAGUUUUCUCUAAGCCUGCCAAUUUUGUUGAAUUUAAAAUCAACAAUUUCAUUCUUUGAAGGGAUAGAGUAUGGAGCUCAUAGGCAUUGAAUGAAGUUUGUAUUGAGGGAAUGGAGGAAUUUACGGAUAACAAAGCGGUUAUAGUCGAGGAUAUUAGAAGCAAACGGUUACCGAGGAAAGGGAACAGGUUGUUAACGAAGCGUGGGGAAUCUAAUCUGCUAGAAAUGCAGGAAAUGGUUAUACCUAGCGAUGUUAAUAUUAAAGGAAAUGGAAUGGAUGGAAAGAAUGUUGAUAGGGUGGAUACGUUAGAGCAUGCAUGCGCUAGCCCGAGAUGUGUGGACGACAGCGGGGUGAUGGUUGAAGAGUUAACCGUAAGGAAUUAUAGCAGUGGGAACUUGGAUACAGGUGGUUCAAGUGUUACGGACAAAAUGCAUAACGCACAUUACAAUUUUCAGCAUUUUUAUCAAAGACCGGAAGGGGGGAUAGUUGAUAUUUGGGAAGAUCCAGGGUCCAAUUUCUUCCCAGAGCUUUUGAAGAAUAAGCAACAAAGCGAAAAUCAAGAUGAACCAAUGGACCAUUCACGACAUGAUGAAAAGCAACCUGCUUUGUUAUCUCCUAGUGGGAUUCGAACAAGGAUUAUUUCUGAAUCUGGGUUUUCUCGGUAUUUUGUGAAAAGUACAUUGAAGGGUAAAGGUGUUAUUUGCAAUGGCCCAGCUCGUGAUGGUCUUGUUCAUCUUCAUGGUCAGAAUCAUCCAAAGGCUGCUUUGAUAGGUUUGAAUGCAGCUAAUUCAAGCAAGGAAAUGACAACUGAACCUUGGCCCAGUGUUUCUAAUGCUCAUGAUGGUCUGACUCUAAGAGAAUGGCUGAAAUCUGGUCAAAACAAGGUAGACAAGUCAAAGACCAUGUAUAUAUUCAAGCAGAUUUUAGAUCUGGUGGAUAUAUCACAUUCACAGGGAGAGGCUUUGCAAGCCUUACGACCAUCAUGCUUCAAGUUAAUGCCAUCAAACCAAGUUACAUAUCUGGGUUCACCUUCCCAGAAAGAAUUAGUUGGAAAUAUCGCGGGUAAAGAGUUCAGCUAUUUGGACAACGAUGUAAAUAAGAAGAGAGAGUUGGAGCACAAUCUUUUUCUUGGUACUAGCCAAACCACAAAAAGAAGAAAGAGUGGGGAUACUGGGAACUCUUUUCGUAAGUGGCCUCAGUUUGCAAUGCGUUCCAGUUUCAAGUACGGAACUGCACAUGAUAUUGGUGCUGGCUGUCCUCAAGAUUCUGGAUACGGAUUUAAUGGAGAAAGUAUCCCCAAACGAGAUAAUAGUUAUACAAUCCAAGGCAUGUCCCAAAUGGUGUCUAACAUUCGUUGUGAUCGAUUGGAGGAGCAAUGGUAUGCCAGUCCAGAGGAUCCUAAAGAGAGAUGCUCCACAUUGUCCUCAAAUAUCUACUCUCUAGGUGUUCUUCUAUUUGAGCUUCUUGGUUCAUUUGAAUCUACUGGAGCGCAUGCUAUUGCUAUGAUGGAUCUACGUCAGCGGAUCCUUCCUCCUAGUUACCUCUCAGAGAAUCCCAGAGAAGCCGGAUUUUGUCUUUGGUUGCUUCAUCCUGAGCCAUCAUUACGCCCAACGACUAGGGAUAUCUUACAGUCUGACCUUGUAAGUGGAAUACAACAAUCAUCUAUGAAAGAAUUGCCAUCAUCCAUUGAUCAAAAGGAUGUCGAAUCAGAUUUAAUGUUGCAUUUCCUUGUAUCUGUAAAAGAACAAAAGCAGAAAGGUGCCACAAAAUUAGCUGAAGAUAUUAAAUGCUUAGAAGCUGACAUUUCAGAGAUUGAGAUGAGAAGGCCAAAUACAACAUUAACAUAUCAAGAAAACCAUCAUACUUUGGGGGGGAAACUAAAGUCAUCUACAUUUCCCAGUCCUGGUGGAUCCCGGCUGAUAAACAAUCUAAAGCAUCUUGAACAAGCUUACUUGUCUGUGAGAUCCAGCAUAGGAAUUCCUGACAAUGAUAUAAAGGCACCUGAGGAACUCGAAGUGUUAAAAAGUCGGGAAAACAAUUCGGGUAUGAAAAAGAUCGAAACAGAAAACAAGCCAUUAGAUCGCUUGGGGGUCUUCUUUAAUGGCCUGUGCAAAUAUGCUCGUUAUAGUAAGUUUGAAGUACGAGGUAUUUUAAGGAAUGGUGAUUUUAGUAGUAUGGGAAAUGUUGUAUGUUCGCUUGGUUUUGAUCGUGACGAGGAUUAUUUUGCUACUGCUGGUGUGUCGAAGAAGAUAAAAGUAUAUGAUUUUCAAGCUCUCCUGGAUGACUCGGUUGACAUACAUUAUCCAGCUGUUGAGAUGUCAAAUAAAUCAAAGCUUAGUUGCAUUUGUUGGAAUAGCUACAUCAGGAACUAUCUGGCUUCAACAGAUUAUGACGGUGUGGUCAAGAUAUGGGAUGCAGGAACUGGCGAAACAAUGUCUCAUCUUAUUGAGCAUGAAAGAAGGGCGUGGUCUGUUGACUUUUCUCGGGUGGAUCCUAUGAAGUUAGCCAGCGGAAGUGAUGAUUGCUCUGUAAAACUCUGGAGUAUCAAUGAGAAGAAGAGCUUGACGACCAUAAAAAGCGUCGCAAAUGUCUGCUGUGUCCAGUUCUCUCCUUACUCCUCUCAUCUGUUGUCUUUUGGGUCAGCUGAUUAUAGAACAUACUGCUAUGAUCUUCGGAACGUUUCCACCCCCUUGUGUACAUUGGCUGGCCAUGACAGAGCUGUUAGCUAUGUCAAAUUCUUGGAUUCCGGGACUCUUGUUUCCGCAUCUACAGACAAUACGCUAAAACUUUGGGACCUGAAUAAAGCCAAUCUUGGUUGCUUAUCCACCAGCAGUUGUGUUUUAACUUUUAAAGGCCAUACUAAUGAGAAGAAUUUUGUUGGUUUAUCUGUUUCUGAUGGAUACAUUGCAUGUGGUUCAGAAACUAAUGAGGUGUUUGCUUAUUAUAGAGCUUUGCCUAUGCCUAUCACUUCCCACAAGUUUGGGUCUAUUGAUCCUAUUUCGGGGAAAGAAACUGAAAAUGAUAGCAAUCAGUUUGUAUCAAGUGUCUGCUGGAGACAAAAAUCAGACAUGCUGGUUGCCGCCAACUCCACUGGAUGUCUGAAAUUGUUGCAGAUGGUUUAACUGAGGUUCUAAGAUCUCCAAAUGUUGAGUUUGAUUUUCUUUUUAAGGAUUGGUUAUUCACAUUGACGUAGUGGUAGCUUGUACAUCUCAAAAAUCUUUAGUUUGACCUCAAACAACGCGAGGUAGAUAAUUUCAAAUUUGUUGAACAUGUCAGUUAUAAUUUGUACAGUUCCCGAUUGAGGCUAAUUUCAUUAUACGAUACUACUUUCAUAUUGA